This is a messenger RNA of Xenopus laevis (African clawed frog), 2395 nucleotides long. It is a transcript of the gene nr1i2.L, whose product is annotated as nuclear receptor subfamily 1 group I member 2 L homeolog. The transcript has 9 exons. Gene Ontology annotation, cellular component: nucleus. Gene Ontology annotation, molecular function: DNA binding; sequence-specific DNA binding; RNA polymerase II cis-regulatory region sequence-specific DNA binding. The record is from RefSeq and is a predicted model, not a curated record. Gene Ontology annotation, biological process: DNA-templated transcription; cell differentiation; negative regulation of transcription by RNA polymerase II. NCBI's taxonomy places the organism in Eukaryota, Metazoa, Chordata, Amphibia, Anura, Pipidae. Bases 303 to 1463 code for a protein of 386 amino acids.
GCAAGUAAGAAGCGAGUUCCUGGCCGCCGUGAGGCUGAGGGAGCGCAGUCAGUUCGCAGUGGGUUCGGGAGACGAGCGGAUCUUCCCGGGAACAGCGCGAGGCCCGACCCGGAACUCUCAGCGGCGGAAACUGGAAUGAGAGUGAGAAUCCCGGGCUCAGCCGCUCACCUGUCCGGAUAGAGAGUUGGGAUGUGAGAGGGACAGAAGGGCGGGGCUAGUGCAGGUGUAUCGGCCGCUCGAGGAGCUGCUCAGUGAAAGAGAGAAGUGGCGAACGCUGGGACCAAGGUUUCUGUGACAAAACGAUGUGGAAAGUGCAGGAGACUUUGGUACUGGAGGAAGAAGAGGAGGAAGAAGACGCCUCUAACAGUUGUGGGACGGGGGAAGACGAGGACGAUGGGGACCCCAAGAUCUGCCGUGCGUGUGGGGACCGGGCCACUGGGUAUCACUUCAAUGCUAUGACCUGCGAGGGCUGCAAGGGAUUCUUCAGGCGGGCCGUGAAGAGGAACUUGCGGCUCAGCUGCCCCUUCCAGAAUUCCUGCGUCAUCAACAAGAGCAAUCGGCGCCACUGCCAGGCCUGUCGGCUCAAGAAAUGUCUGGACAUCGGCAUGAGGAAAGAGUUGAUCAUGUCCGAUGCAGCGGUGGAACAGAGACGAGCGCUAAUUAAGAGAAAACACAAAUUAACGAAAUUGCCCCCCACACCCCCAGGGGCCAGUCUGACUCCAGAGCAGCAGCACUUUCUCACUCAACUGGUUGGGGCCCACACCAAAACCUUUGACUUCAACUUCACCUUCUCCAAGAACUUUCGGCCAAUAAGAAGAUCUUCAGACCCAACUCAGGAGCCCCAAGCCACCUCUUCUGAAGCCUUUUUGAUGCUACCUCAUAUAUCCGACCUCGUUACCUACAUGAUCAAGGGCAUCAUCAGCUUUGCCAAAAUGCUCCCCUACUUCAAGAGUCUGGACAUUGAAGACCAAAUUGCUCUCCUGAAAGGUUCUGUAGCGGAGGUUUCUGUGAUCCGAUUCAACACUGUGUUUAACUCUGACACCAAUACGUGGGAGUGUGGCCCCUUCACCUAUGACACUGAGGAUAUGUUCCUGGCCGGCUUCCGUCAGCUGUUCCUGGAGCCCCUGGUGAGGAUUCAUCGCAUGAUGAGGAAACUGAAUCUACAGAGUGAGGAAUACGCCAUGAUGGCCGCUCUGUCCAUUUUCGCUUCUGACCGACCGGGGGUCUGCGACUGGGAGAAGAUCCAGAAGCUGCAGGAACACAUUGCCCUGACACUAAAAGAUUUCAUCGACAGCCAACGGCCCCCCUCCCCGCAGAACAGGCUCCUGUACCCCAAGAUCAUGGAGUGUCUGACAGAGCUUCGGACAGUCAAUGACAUACACAGCAAGCAGCUCCUGGAGAUCUGGGACAUUCAGCCUGAUGCCACCCCACUAAUGCGAGAAGUCUUUGGAUCCCCUGAAUGAGUGAUGAGCACAUUCCUACUGUGAGAGUCGCUGACCCCACCGGGAAGCUUGGGCUCCUUCUACUGGCGUCUGUCCUGGUAGGGCAAUGUGGCCUUCAAAGCAUCAGCAGCCGGUGGAUUGUCUUCUACUGACACCAUCUUGUUCAUUGCUCAGACGUUGCUUCAGUCCCAUUGGGUCGAGGAGUUUAUGGAAAACUCUACCUUGUGGGAUAUCGGGGGGGGGAACAUGGAAUUCCCAUCUGGGUCACCAACAUGUGAAAGAAACUGGUUCUGAGGAGCCAAAAUGUUCUGCUGGACAAAAAGGAAUGAAGUCACAUAGAGACGAGUGUGGUCCAAUAAAGAGACAGUCUGGCCAGAGACAAUGGUCCAAUAAAGAGACAGUCUGGCCAGAGACAAUGGUCCAAUAAAGAGACAGUCUGGCCAGAGACAAUGUGACUGGUCCAAUAUGAGUGGACAAUAAAGCAACUCCCUGAUCCUACAACUGGUUCUGCAGGUUCUGUGCUGGGUUUGAAGCUGAUUUGGAUCAAGGAGUUUGGUACCUGCACUAAUUCUGUUCUUUUACGACUGACUCGGCUGAAUGAAAGGGGCUGUGACUUGUAGCCGGCGACGUGGGACAUUAGCCACAAGCCAAAUCUUCUCAGGGAAGCCAAAUGGGCUGGGGGUGUAACACUGGGGGCACCAGACAAACUGUAACUAAAUGAGGUUUAAUCUCAGGGCUCCUGUAAUUAUACUGACCCCCCACUUGGGGAUAGGGCUAAAUAUUGGGGGUCUGGGAGUUCUGUUCCAGAAGGUAUUGGGGUGGGGGUCUAUGGGUUGGGCCUGUGUUAGACGAGUGUUUGUAGCCGUUCCCUGUGUCUAUUUAGUUCUGGUGUUUCUGGUACCGUAUUGGGCUCCAAAUUGUUUUAUUCAUAAAAAAAAGAGGAAAACCCCAAA